Messenger RNA from Aspergillus sclerotioniger CBS 115572, 7131 nucleotides. RefSeq names its product putative nonribosomal peptide synthase (gene nrps7). The record is from RefSeq and is a predicted model, not a curated record. Lineage: Eukaryota; Fungi; Ascomycota; Eurotiomycetes; Eurotiales; Aspergillaceae. Bases 1 to 7131 code for a protein of 2376 amino acids. Gene Ontology annotation, biological process: secondary metabolite biosynthetic process; amino acid activation for nonribosomal peptide biosynthetic process. Gene Ontology annotation, molecular function: catalytic activity; phosphopantetheine binding. Gene Ontology annotation, cellular component: cytoplasm. The transcript is spliced from 2 exons.
AUGAUUUCCUACUACGAGAUUCAGGACUCCCGCCAACCGGCCACCCCCAUCUCUCCCCCCACCUACCAGGCCAUCAAGGGUCACGAACACACAUCCUACCAACCUAUCCAAGACCCCGAGAGCGCAGCCCGGUACUGGCAAGACCUAUUUCGCCCCGUCGGAGCCCAACCCCAGCUCCACUCCUUCCCUCUCGACCACCAAUGGCCUCGCUCAGAAACAACCAUCAGGGCCCCUGAGCACCUCUUCGAAGCCGCUCUGGAAUUCAGCGGCAGAUACGACAUUCGGUUAGACGAUCUGAUUUACGGGAUAUGGGCCUUGGUGUCCAUUCGACACACGGCUGGCGGCCAACGCACCGCCAUCUUCACGGUUGCUGGCCGGGAUCGCUCAUUUUUCGGAUACGACGCAGUGAAUGGUCUGGAGGGCCAGGAUUUCCCCCUCGUUUUGUCCGUGCCAGAGGAGAUGGAUGCUCUAUCGUGGAUCCGUCAUGUUGGAACCGUCAGCGCCAAAGCCUCGACGCAUGCAUACAUUGGCUACAAGCAGAUUCUUAAGAGGACGUCGGCAGGACACCCGCAAGUCAAGGUGUCGAUUAUCCAGGAUGACAGUGAAGAAGAGGUCAUGACAGCCGAUGCCGACUUCCCCUUGGUGCUCAACUUGUCUGCCUCGUCGGGACUGAAGCUGAGCAUGCGCCAUAACCUGGCUGUUCCCCGGACAAACGUGCGCGUCCUUCUGGAUCACUUUGCAGCCACUCUCCAACAUGUGGUGGAGAACCCUCAAUCCAACAUCUCGGCCUUGAAUAUCACCUCCCCCGCCGAGAGACAGUUGAUACACGAAUAUGGCAAAGCCGCGAUCCGGGCACGCAGCGGGCUGGUGCAUUCGCUGAUCGAGAAACAGGCCCGGCUGAGGCCUGAUGCCCACGCCAUCCAGUUCGAACUGGAUACCCCCAUCUCCUAUUCCACUCUUAAUAAACGAUCGAACCAGUUAGCUAGGUAUCUUCGCCAAUAUGGAGCGUCUUAUAUCCCGGUGCACAUGCGUACAUCGGCUGACUUUAUCAUCGCUCUCCUCGCCAUCUUGAAGGCCGGCGCUGCCUAUGUGAUCUUGGAUCCGGAUGCGCCAGCAACUCGCAAGUCCUUUAUUGUUGAGGAUGUCCAUGCUGAUUUUGUGCUGGUGGACUCGGAUACUGCUGGCACGUUUCCUCGCGAACAUAAGGUGAGGGAUCUUCUGAGUGAGUCCAUGGGCAACGAUGAGAGCGACCUCGCCAUCGAUCAAGAUGCCAACGACGUUGCCUACGUGAUCUACACGUCCGGGUCUACUGGAAAACCCAAGGCAGUUUUGCUGGAGCACCAGGCCGCAUACAAUGGUCUUUUGGCUUUUCCCCGAAUGACUGAUUUGCGCCAGUUGCUCUUUUUCAACCCGGUUUUUUCGGCGGCCCAGCGAUCCAUCUGGGCCACUCUGAGUGUGGGUGGGUGCUUGUGUCUGGCUAGCAAGGCCAAUCUUACGGUCCAUAUUGCACGAACGAUCAACAGCAUGCACAUCAGCUCGGUCGACAUGACCUCGACUACUGCAGCCCUGCUCUCGCCGGAGAGUGUCCCCUCUCUUCGACGCAUGGUGCUGGGAGGCGAGCUGGUGAACCCGGCGGUGGUGCAAACCUGGGCACACCGUGUGGAGCUCCUCUCGUCCUACGGCCUCAGCGAAUGCACCCAGCUCAACUGGCGCUACAGACUGCAGGGUGACCAGAGUUCGCGCAUCAUCGGACAGCCAUUCGACACCACGACCUCGUAUAUCCUCACCCCUGGAACCACCACCCUGUCACCACUCCUCAUCCCGGGAGAGCUCUGCCUUGGAGGUGCCCAGCUGGCCCGGGGAUACUUGAACAACCCCGAUGAAACAGGACGGCGCUUUAUCCCGAACCCGUUCGGGCAGGGCAAACUCUACCGAACCGGCGAUAUGGCAGUUCGUCAUGCGGACGGGUCGAUUGAGAUGAUCGGACGAAUUGAUUUCCAGGUGAAGAUCAACGGACAGCGCGUUGACCCGGCCGAGCCCAACGCGGUGAUUCAAUCCUUCGAGGAAGUCAAGCAGUCGGCCGUGGUUCCGGCCACGCUGGGCGGCAAGACAGCCCUGGUGGCCGUGAUCGUGAGUCGCGCCGACGGCGACUGGGAAUCUCUGGUCGGAAACCUUCGCUCGUACGUGGCGACCAGAGUGCCGCUUUACAUGGUUCCUGGAUUCUGGAUUCCUAUGGCUGCCCUGCCUCUCAACGCUAAUGGAAAGGUCGACAUGCCGGCCAUUCGCAAGAUCGUCGAGGAUCUCGGUCAAUCCGGUCAACUGAUGCCCGAUCGGCCGAAGCACGAGACAAACGGAGUCAGCCUGACUGAUAACGAGAAGGUUAUCAGGAGUGUUUGGGCAAGGUUUUUGUCUUUUUCUGAAUCGGACAUCUCCUCCGAGGACUCGUUCAUCUCGUUGGGCGGCACAUCGCUUGAGGCUAUCCAGGUCGUGUCGCAACUUCAAACCGAGCAUUCCUUGAUCCUACGAGUUGAGGAUAUCAUUCUUGCCCACUCAUUGUCUGAUGUUGCGAGCCUCAUUCAACAGAAGCCCGGAGCCAAGGUGGUCAACGGUCAUGCUGCCCCCUUUGCGCUGCUUCGCGAGACCCCCUCCCUGGAACGCUUCGGCAUCAACCUCGCUGAAGUCGAAGAUGCUUUCCCCGUCACGCCGUUCCAAGAAGCCAUCAUCGCCAACACGAUGAUGGGGGGUACUAAGUACAUCUACAGUCGCUCUUACAGCUUCGCUGGACACAGCUACGAUGCUGUCAGGAAUGCCCUGGUGUCGUUGAUGAAAUCUGAAUUGUUCCUUCGAUCGACAUUUGUCCCAGACGGGGUUUCAUUCAUGCAGGUGGUUCAGAAAACUGCAGACCUCCCCUGGGAGUCUUCUCAGAUGGAUCUGAAAGCGUACAUGCAAGAACAGAUCUCCAAGCCAAUGCAGGCCGGCGGACUGUGGUGGAGAGCCGCUGCAUUGCCAGGAAACAUCCUGGUCAUCACCAUCCACCACGCCCUCUUCGAUUACUGGUCCAGCGAGUUCCUCCCGGAGGACCUCACGUCUCUCCUUCUGGGAUCAGCUCCCGCUCAGCGACCUGCUUUCAGUCGCUAUGCGGAGCACCAGCAGCAACACGACGAGGUCACCAUGCAGAAGUUCUGGAAGGGGUAUCUUGAUGGUGCGGUGCCUACUCGGCUUGGAUCUCAUACCGAGCACCAGACCAUGGUGGCUGCUAAUUUGGGUAAUGAUAUGAAGGCCACAGCAUCCAAUCUCAAGGUCACUCCUAGCAUGCUUCUGUAUGCUGCGUGGUCUAUUGUCCUCUCUCUUACCGGUUCCACGGACGACGUGGUCAUGGGUGUUACGCUCUCUGGACGCGAGGCUCCCAUCCCUGGCAUCCUUCAGAUGAGCGGUCCUACGUUGAUGAUUGCUCCUCUUCGGGUCAAGGUCAACAAGGCCAGCUCGUUCGAGGCUCAUCUUGGGGCUGUCCAGUACAGUCUGUGGGAUGUUGCCAGACAUGCGCAGUAUGGCCUGCGCAAAAUCUUGAAAGUCAGUCGCCAGCCCAAGGAUCUGUUCGAUACGACGGUCAACUUCCUGAUCAAAGUGGCGAUGCCAACUCCACCGGGAGGAUUGAAAGUCUUGCCUGAGAAGAACUACGGCACUCACGAUUAUAUCAAGCUGGAGCUCAGCAACGACAGUUUGGAUCGCAUCACUCUGUCCUCGACGCUUGACCCGGCAUAUGCGCAAAUGCUGGUCGAUUCCGUCGCCGUCAUCUUGCAGACAGCAUCCGAUGCACCACUCACCAAGCUUGGGCAAUUGGAGUUGGUGCAGUCGACGGGUAGAGUAAUCAGUGGACUGGAGAAAGUGGUUGAUGGACCGGUGGAAGAAGUUGCACACAGCGAACCGAGGUAUGCAUCCAAGACCGAGGAUCGGAGCUCUACCUCGACAUAUCAAGAUAACGAACUCGGACAUUCCGCGUUCCAUCGGAUUGCUUGCUCCUAUCCAUCGAGAACGGCCGUGGAAGACGCAGCUGGAAACAGCAUCACCUACGCGGGCAUGGCAAUCAAGGUCAACCAGCUCGCCGGCUUGUUGAGAGCCAAGGGUGUGGUGCUGGAGCAGGUGGUGCCCCUUUUGCUGGAGAAAUCCAUCAGCACCAUCGUGGCUAUGCUGGGUGUGCUGGUCUCUGGGGGUGCUUUCCUGCCCCUUGGCCCUGAGAACCCUCGAGAGAGAAACCUGGGUAUCAUGGAGGACUCAGAAGCUAAGGUCGUGAUCACGGAUCGACAGAACGCGAGCUUCUUUGAUGACCUGGUGUACGAUGUGAUUAUCAUCGAUGCCUUGGACUGGGAGACGAUGCCAAUCAAGCGAGAGAUUGUGCCAGAGCUCCGACCUGAUAGCCUGGCCUACCUGAUCUACACCUCAGGCAGCACUGGCAAGCCCAAGGGAACUCUUCUCACGCACCGGGCCCUGGCCACGGCCGUGGAGGGGAUUAUCGAGUCCACCAACAUGGACAACUCCCACCGGAUUCUGUGGGCGCUGAACUACACCUUCGAUGGGUCGUUCUUCUCGCUCUUCGCGGCCCUGGCCACCGGCUGCACGCUGUGUGUUGCGCCGCAGAGCACCAUCGUGGCCAACCUGGCGGGCCUGAUCAACUCCAUGAAGGUCACUGCUGUCUGCGUGACUCCCACCAUGGCUGGUCUCUUCCAUCCCGACGACGUUCCCACGCUGGAAGUCCUGGCCACCGGCGGAGAGCCCGUCACGCCUCACAUGCAGACGGUCUGGGCACCACGCAUCCCGGUUUUCAGCGCAUACGGGCCCACGGAGGCCACGAUCUGUGUGACCACCACCGCCGUCACUCCGGACAUGAACCUGCGCAACAUCGGCCGUCCCUAUCGGAACGUCACGGCGCAGAUCCUCGAUCCCGACACCCUAGAACAGGUCCCAUUCGGCGAAGUGGGCGAGCUCUGCGUUGCCGGACCGCAGCUGGCAAGAGGAUACUUGAAGCGCCCCGAUGCCACCGACAAAGUGUUCCGGAACCAGCCUGGUGGCCGGAUCUACCAAACGGGCGAUCUGGCGCGGUGGCUACCGACCGGCGAGAUCGAGCUCUUUGGCCGCAAAGAUGACCAGGUCAAGAUCAAUGGCUACCGGAUUGAACUGGGCGAGAUUGAGAGUGUCAUUAUGCAAACUGGGCUUUUCAACCAGUGCGCCGUUAUUGCAGCCAAUGUCCUCAAGAAGAAGCAGCUCGUCGCCUUUUGCUCGGCAUCCGCCCCAGUCCCCGGGGAGGCCAAGAUGAAGCUUCUGCCCCCGGCACAGGCGCCCAACAUGGAGGAGGUCAAAGAGCAGCUGAUUACGCUCCCCAAAUACAUGGUGCCUUCAAUCUGGCUUCCUCUCUCGGACUUUCCUCUUAUGGUCUCGGGCAAGAUCGAUCGCAAGCGCUUGCUGGCCCUGGCCGAGGGCAUGGCUGACGACGAGCUGAAAGAGUAUCUGCCCGCCGAAGAGGUGUCGGAGAUCAGCACCGACGCUGAGCGCAAGUUGCAGCUGCUCUGGUCCAAGCUGUUCGACACUCCCGCCGAGGACAUUCACGCCAACUCGACCUUUCACGCCCUGGGCGGCGAUUCCAUCUCUGCGUUGAACCUGGUCAGUCUCCUCCGCCAGGAUGGAUACAAAGUUCGCGUGAACGACAUCCUGACCAGCCGCACCCUACGCGAGCAAGCCACCCUGCUGGUCGAUGAAUCCGAGGCUGUCGUUGCUGCUGCUGCUACGCCAGCCCCCGUGCCGGCCGUCGCCUUCCAGGCCACCGACGCCAUGUACGAGCGUCUGUCCCAGAUGGGCGUCUCCCGAAGCGAUGUGGAGGACAUUUACCCCUGCAGCCCCGGUCAGAUCGAGUUCCUGACCCAAGGCAACAAGCAAGAGCAGUUCUGGCAACUGAUGGCCGUUCGCAGUCUGCCAGCCGACCUCGACUUCGACCAGUGGAUCUCCCUGGCCAUGACUCUCACGCAAAACAGCCAGAUCCUGCGUGCUCUGUAUCUUUACGCCGAUGACCAGCGUGACCCCCGGACCGCCGUCCAAGUGGUGCUCAAGGAUCCCUCCCUCAACCUCACGUACCACACUUACCACACCGACGAAGAGAAGGAGCAGAUCAUCUCCGCCGACUGGGAGCAGCGCUUCGACCCCUCGAAGCCCUUUGUGCGCUACACCCUCCUCACGCACGCCUCCACGGGCACCCGCGACCUGGUCAUCAAGCUCGACCACGCCUCCUACGACGGCACUCUCCUGCACAUCUUCGACGACCAAUUCAAAGCCCUGGCGCGCAACUCGCCACUUCCCCCUCUCACCCCCUUCAAAGACUACAUCAACUACACCUCCUCCAUCCCCAAACAACCCCAACUCACCUACUGGAAAAACCUCCUGCCCUCCUCCCCCUUCACCUUCCCCUCCCAACUCACCAACCCCAAACUCUCCCGCCUCGAAACCCGCCCCAUCAGCAGCACCAUCGGCAUCGACUCCCUCGCCACCACCGCGGGCGUCACCGCACCCAUCGUCUUCCAAACCGCCUUCUCCCUCCUCCUCUCGCACCUCAGCUCCUCCCACGCCGUCACCUACGACAACCUCAUCACCGGCCGCAACGUGCCCCUCCCCAACCCCCAACUCAUCGACGGCACCUGCGCCAACUUCCUCCCUUUCCACUCCACCAUCGACCCCUCCCAACCCAUCACCGAUCUGCUGCAAUCCACUCAGCGCGCGUUUUGGGAUGCCUCGGAGAACGGCCUCGUCUCGCUCAGCGAUAUCUAUGAUGCCUUGGACAUGGAUCGCACUACUGCCGCGGCGAAAUGUCUCUUCUGCUUCCAACCCUUUGACCCCGUUUCGGCGGGUGAGUUGGAGGAUUCAAUGCGGUGGAUCGUCAUGAAGAUGAGUAAGAACAAGAUGUUGUUUAAUUAUGCGGUGCAGUUGGAGGUGGUUAAGGCCAAGGGGAAGGGCGAGUAUGUGUUGCGGUUUGCGUUUGAUGAGCGGGCGUUUCAGAGUGAAGAGGUCACGAGGGCCUUGGAUUGGUAUGUGGGGUGCUUGGAGGGAAUGGCCGGGGGUGAGGUGACCGUUUCUUCCCACUAUAUUUAG